CUCAUUCAGCAACCAGCAGCCCUCUCGAGGGUGGAGCAGACUAUUCAAAUGCUAUCCAAACUGCAUUGGCAGAAAAGGUCGAACCGCAAGUCCCAGCAGUCCUUUGAAGGUCACAGCCUGUCGCCGCAGGCUUCGNNCCCGGUACCCAUGUCUACAGAACUACAACCUGAGAAGGUGCCUGCGAACCCACCCUCUCGUCGACCUGGGUUUUUGUCCAGAGUCCGCAGCCAACGCUUCUCUACCGUGUCGGGCACAUCUCAUCAGGGUGAAUUCCUAUCAGAUUUGGUUGAGAGUUCAUGGCUGACACGACAUCANGAAGCGACAAGCGACCCAGUGCCCAAGCGACACUCAUACUACCAGCCCGCCCAGCCGUUGUACGACACGACAGAGGCACAGCAUCCAGUAUGA
Molecule: messenger RNA, 408 nt
Organism: Aureobasidium vineae
Lineage: Eukaryota; Fungi; Ascomycota; Dothideomycetes; Dothideales; Saccotheciaceae
Source: the annotation of a GenBank genome assembly